Rotaria sp. Silwood1 is the source of this 234-nucleotide messenger RNA. Lineage: Eukaryota; Metazoa; Rotifera; Eurotatoria; Philodinida; Philodinidae. The record is from the annotation of a GenBank genome assembly.
AUGCUAAAUGCUAUGGGUGCUAAUGGAGACAAAUAUACAGGAAAAGUUCUUUCAAUUCCGUCAUGUACAACAAAUUUUUUAGCAUCACUUGCUAAAGCUUUUCAUGAAAAAUUUGGUAUUAUUAAACAUUUAAUGUCAACUGUUGAUUCUUACACUGAAAAGCUUGUUAUUGCAGCUGAAAUGUGGAACUCACAUAUAUGCUUCAAAGUUGUUAUCCCAAUGAAUCGUUUGUAA